UUUAACCUACAAAAUAAUUUACGAACGUUUGCAUUGUUUGGAUAGAUGAAAAUAUUAGUAUUCCUUCUCUUUGAUGAACUUCAUUUUGUCAUAUCAUAAUUUAUAUUUAAUGAGAAUUUGAUUUUUGCAAUAUGCAGUGUUCACCUGCAGAAAUCGAAAGGAAACGACAAGAAGCACUUAAAAAGUUAGCUAAAAAGAAGUCGCCACUGAGAAUCCAAAAUCCUCCUGCCAAUAGUACAAAUGGAUAUAUUCCUCUAGCAGUGUCACCAAAACCAAAAUUCAAGUUUACCAAAUCUUUCCCAGGUAUUUCUAAUAAAAAUCAUAAUGCCAAACCUUACGAGAGAACAAAAACAACAAACGAUACUACUCCCCAAUUUACAACGAAUGAGCCCAAAAUCACUGCAAAGUGUGUAUUACAGAGCGAAACUAGAUUUGUUGUAGAACUUUCAGCGUUUAGUUCUCAAGCAAUUGAAGUUUUUAAGACCAUUCCAUCAAAAAAUUAUGAUACCAAAGAAAGAUUGUGGAGCUUUCACAUUGAUGACUAUCAAUUAUUAGUAACAAAUAUGAGUGGAUUGAUGGGUCAUUUACAAUUUUCAGGAUUACCAAAAUUUGUUUUAAAUUGUGUUAGAUCACCCACAAAAGAUUUGUCUUUAAUCGAUUUAAGUCCUAUAGAACCUGAAUUGAGAAAUUCUUUGAUGCCAUUUCAAAAAUAUGGGGUUGCAUAUGGAAUUGAUAAAGGUGGUAGGUGUCUUAUAGCAGAUGAUAUGGGUUUAGGAAAAACAUUUCAAGCACUUGGCAUUGCAAGUUAUUAUAGAAAGGACUGGCCAUUACUUAUUGUUACUACUGCUUCUAUGAAAAACACUUGGGAACGAACUAUUGUAGAAUAUAUUCCAAGUCUUCCAUUAAGGCAGUUGUUAUACAUGGUGACCACUAAAGACUAUAUCAAUGAAGCACUUGUUUUGAUUGUAAGCCACGAUAUGUUCUCAAGGGUAAUAGAUAAAUUGAUGGAAAGGAAAUUUGGAGUUAUUAUAUUUGACGAGUCUCAUACUUUCAAAAAUUUUAAAACGAAAGGUGCUCAGUCAGCAAUGAAGAUAACAAAAACAUCGAAAAGAGUAAUUCUUCUUAGUGGCACCCCAGCUCUUUCUCGUCCUUCUGAACUUUACACCCAAUUAUCCUUCAUUGACAGUAAAUUCUUUGUUAGUUUCACUGAGUACUCCAAAAGAUACUGUGACGGUAAGAGUUCCCAUUUUGGAUGGGACUCUUCUGGUCAAUCUAACCUGCAAGAGCUUGAGAUCAUUUUGGCCCGGAAAUUCAUGAUAAGAAGAACCAAAGAUCAAGUUUUGGCCUCUAUGCCAAAUAAAAAUCAGGAAAUUAUAAUGUUAGAUGUUAAACUCGACCAGAUAAGCAAAGAAGAUAGGAAAUGUCUUACUUCCUUAGCUGAUAAAUUCAAUUCAAAAAAGGGAAAAGAUCAGCAUGCUGCUCUGUUGGCUUUCUUCUCGGAAACUGCAAGGAUAAAGAUUCCUUCCGUUUUGUCUUACAUACUGCAAGUACUGGAAGAGAAAAGGAAAUUUCUAGUAUUUGCCCAUCAUCAGGUAAUGCUAGAUGCUAUAGGUCAAAUUUUAACAAAAAAGGGGAAGAAAUUCAUGAGGAUAGAUGGAAGCACCAAUUCCUCACAGAGAAAUUAUUUCAUAGAACAGUUUCAGACCAAGGACGAUUGUAUUUGCGCUGUUCUAUCGAUAACAGCCGCAAAUGCCGGAAUAACUCUGACAGCAGCAGAGUUGGUGAUAUUUGCCGAGUUGCAUUGGAACCCUAGUAUUUUAAGUCAAGCAGAGAGUCGAGCGCACAGAAUAGGUCAAGAUAAGCCAGUCACAAUUCGUUAUCUUCUAGCUUCAGGGACUGCCGAUGACUCUAUUUGGCCUAUGCUCCAGAAGAAGCAGAAAAUUCUAACCGAAGCAGGACUUUUCAAGGAGAAUUUCCAAAAUGUUGAAGUUAGACACCAACCUACAACCUCUGAAGUAUUAUUAACCGAAGGCAUUGAAUAUACAACUUCUCAUAAUACUUUAGAUAUUUCUACAUAUUUCGAGACUUCUAGUGACAUGCAAAAAAUAAAUGAUAGUGUUGUCAGUGACUUGAACGAUAGUAUUAUGGAAGACUGUCCUAAUCUAAAUAAAAGUAUUUGUGAUAAUGGGGUGAACAGUGAAAUAAAUGUGGACGAUAUGUUCAAUGAUGGUUUGGAUGAUAUUUUAGGUAGUAUCGAUUUUUAAAACUGAAAUUUUAAUUUAUUUGAUAAAUUUUUGUUUAUUUGUAUGAAAAUUUAUUUUCAAACAGGAAUAUUAUGUUUUUAGUUAUUGAAUAAAACCAAAAAAAUAACUCUUAUGAAAAAAAGACUUAUUUAUCUUAGGCAAAUAUAUUUUUACACAACA
This is a messenger RNA of Harmonia axyridis, 2423 nucleotides long. RefSeq names its product SWI/SNF-related matrix-associated actin-dependent regulator of chromatin subfamily A-like protein 1 (gene Marcal1). The transcript has 7 exons. NCBI's taxonomy places the organism in Eukaryota, Metazoa, Arthropoda, Insecta, Coleoptera, Coccinellidae. The record is from RefSeq and is a predicted model, not a curated record. Gene Ontology annotation, molecular function: ATP binding; ATP-dependent chromatin remodeler activity. Gene Ontology annotation, biological process: DNA repair; replication fork processing. Gene Ontology annotation, cellular component: nuclear replication fork. Bases 132 to 2264 code for a protein of 710 amino acids.